Molecule: messenger RNA, 1899 nt
Organism: Henningerozyma blattae CBS 6284
Lineage: Eukaryota; Fungi; Ascomycota; Saccharomycetes; Saccharomycetales; Saccharomycetaceae
Product: MFS transporter
Exons: 1
Coding region: 1-1899 (632 amino acids)
Biological process (GO): transmembrane transport
Molecular function (GO): transmembrane transporter activity
Source: RefSeq, a predicted model, not a curated record
AUGGAGGGAGUAAGCUCGAAUGCUAACCACUCAGAUCAAGAAUUUCCGAUAUCUUUCGAUUUAGAAAAUAUUCAAGUUACUAAUGAUAAUAAUAGAUCAUUAAAUAUUCAAAAUGAUUCUAUUAAAGGCUCUAGAAGAAACUCUUUGAUUUCAAUGGAUCCUUCUAUUGAAUCAAACAUUUUUUUAGCAAGAAGAAUUUCAUCAGCACAGACAGGCUCUCCAAAUUGUAAAAUUAGUGCUGAUAUUCCCAUAAGUCAAUAUGUUUUAGGUACCCAAUCACAAGCAGAAACUGAUUCACAAGAGUCAAUUGACAUAUUACCGCCAUCACAAUACAGAUUACAAAAUAAAUCUAUAAAAUCUUCAAGAUUAGAGCCAAGUUCGUCCAAUUCAAACACUUCAGUAAGCUUAAUAGAUGAAAAAACUGGUCUAAUUAAAGUUAAUUAUACAGAUGUUCCAACUAUGGGAGGUUAUAGAUCUUAUCCACCUGCAUUACCAUCUAAAGAUCUUUUUGAAGUAACAUUUGAUGGACCUGAUGAUAAAUUGCAUCCCUUCGAUUGGUCAGUAAGGGAUAAAACCAUCACUUGCUCAAUACUAUGUUUAGAUUGUAUUACAAUAGCUCUAGGUUCAUCUAUUUUCGCUCCUGGUAUCCCACAACUUUGUGAACAAUACAAUAUAAUUACAGUAGUUGAAAUUUUAGGUGUUACAUUAUAUGUAUUAGGGUUUGCUGCUGUGCCCGUGUUAUAUGCACCACUCUCUGAAUUGUAUGGCAGAAAGGGUGUUCUUGUCCUCUCGGGCUUAAGAUUUUGUCUUAUCCAAAUAGCAGUAGCAACUGCUGAGAACCUACAAACUAUUAUGAUUUGUAGAGUUUUUAAUGAAUUAAUUUGCAGUGCUCCAAUGGUUGUUGUUCCUGCUGUCUUUGCAGAUAUGUUUGAUACUAAUUUUCGUGGCAAAGCUAUAUGUUUAUUUACCGUCUUUGUUUUCAUUGGACCUAUCCUAGGACCAGUUAUGGGUUCAUAUAUCGUUCAACACACAACUUGGAGACGACUAAGUUAUGUGGUUGGAUGUUUAGGAGGGCUAGUAUUUGUUCUGUUGCUAUUCAUUAAAGAAUCACACCAUGUAACAAUACUAGUAUAUAAAGCCAAAAUGAUAAGAAAGAAAACAGGUAAUUGGGGUAUCAGAGCUGCACAUGAAGAUGCAGAAUUAUCCAUCAAGGAAAUUUGUAAAACAACCACCACAAAACCCAUUGUAAUCUUAUUCACUGAACCAGUUUUAUUGAUAAUAUCUUUGUACAAUUCUUUUGUAUAUGGAAUACUGUACCUACUUCUAGGAGCUUACCUUAUUGUUUUCAUUGAAUGGUAUAGAAUGCUUGCAAAUGGGUAUUUACCUUAUUUGUCUUUGAUUGUUGGUAUUAUAAUUUGUUCCAUUAUGAUUUGGUACGCAGAUGCAGAUUACUCUCAGAAUGUGGCAAAACAAUGGAAGUUACUACCAGAAAGAAGAUUAUNNNAGCCAAUGAUUAUUGCAGGUCUAGCAUACCCAAUUGGUAUCUUAUGGUUCUGCUGGACUGGCUAUUAUCCGAAAGAUAUUCAUUGGGUUGUUCCUACUAUUGCUGGUGGUUUUACAGGGUUUGGAUUAUUGGAUAUUUUCCUGCCUUGUUUGAAUUACAUUAUUGAAUCAUAUUUAUUCAUUACAACUUCUGCAGUUGCUGCUAAUACUUUCAUGAGAUCAGGAUUUGGGGCACGUUUCCCAUUAUUUGCAGGAUAUAUGUUCCACAAUAUGGGUACUGGGUGGGUAGGUUUAUUAAUAGGGUUAUUAGCAGUAGGGGCUAUUCCCGUUCCUUUUCUGCUGUUAAAGUAUGGACCAAGUAUCAGAAAGAAAUCUAAAUUUGCAUAUAGCGCCUAG